AUGGACCUCGGGCUCGCUCGCCAUGGCUUCGCGAGGGCAUCUCGGGUAGAGAGGAAAGGAGGCGCGGCGCGGAGCCCGGCGGUCCUGUGGGCCCGCAGCCCAGCCCGGGACGGCGCGCUCAGGUGGGAGGGCCGGGACCAUGAGCUCCUACCUGGAGUACGUGUCGUGCGGCGGCGCCGGGGGGCGGUGGGGACCUGCUUCAGCUUCCGCGCCCAAAGGGCCGUGUUCUCAGGCGACAGCUCCUUUGCUUUCUCAGCGGCCCAGGUUGACUCGCCGGUCUUCGGCGAUCCCGGCCCCUUCCCGGCAAGUUCUCAAAAGAGCCCCGCCGACGGGCUCUCCGGGGCCUUCCAGACCGCGUCCCCGGCCCCCGGCGCCUACCCCAAGUCCGCCUCCCCAGCGUCCGGCCUCCCCGCCGCUCUCAGCACCUUCGAGUGGAUGAAAGUGAAGAGGAACGCCCCCAAGAAAAGCAAACUCGCCGAGUAUGGAGCCGCUAGCCCCUCCAGCGCGAUCCGCACGAAUUUCAGCACCAAGCAACUGACCGAACUGGAGAAGGAGUUUCAUUUCAAUAAGUACUUAACUCGAGCCCGACGCAUCGAGAUAGCCAACUCCUUGCAGCUGAAUGACACCCAAGUCAAAAUCUGGUUCCAGAACCGCAGGAUGAAACAGAAGAAAAGAGAAAGAGAAGGGCUUUUGCCCUCGGCCACCUCUGUGGCUUCCCUCCAACUUACCUUCUCAGGCAAGAACCUGGGGAGCCCUUCUCAGGCCCAAGAGCCCUCAUGAGACUUAGUCUUGAGGCUGAGGAAACUUGGCCUGCAGAAGUCAUAGGCCAGCCCACCCCUGUCUAGACUUACUAGCUCGGUUUGGGGUGGAAGUGGGCCUGUGCAGAAAGAGAGGUUUCACUUGGGAAAGGAAGUAUCUUAGUCACUUCUGAGUUCCAGGCUGUGGGUGUACAGAUACUAAUUGGAGGUCUCUUCAGCCACUCAU
Messenger RNA from Myotis lucifugus (little brown bat), 984 nucleotides. It is a transcript of the gene HOXD1, whose product is annotated as homeobox D1. Gene Ontology annotation, biological process: regulation of transcription by RNA polymerase II. Gene Ontology annotation, molecular function: DNA-binding transcription factor activity, RNA polymerase II-specific; RNA polymerase II cis-regulatory region sequence-specific DNA binding. Lineage: Eukaryota; Metazoa; Chordata; Mammalia; Chiroptera; Vespertilionidae. Gene Ontology annotation, cellular component: nucleus. The record is from RefSeq and is a predicted model, not a curated record.